Messenger RNA from Durusdinium trenchii, 2174 nucleotides. The record is from the annotation of a GenBank genome assembly. NCBI's taxonomy places the organism in Eukaryota, Dinophyceae, Suessiales, Symbiodiniaceae.
AUGACAACCCCACAACAGCGCCAUUCGUUUCUUGUGCCUUGGGCCCAUGGCCAGAUGUGACCGGUGGCACUAAGCCACUGCGCCGAAUCUGCCGAGAUCUGCCAAGUGUGCCCCGAGUGGGUUCAGUUCAUUGCCGACAACCAUGCCGAAGGACAAGAAGAAGGACCUGAUGUCAACACAGGUGUUGUUGGCAGCAUCAGGUCUGGAUGAAUUCUACAAGUACUUUGACCAGGCUGGCCAUUCGAUGUUCGAUGCCAUGACACAUGCGAGUGAUUUGAAGGUGGAGCAGAUCUUGUUGGAAGUGGAAGCCCGCUGUGGUGUGACCUUCAACCCCGUCGUGCGGAUCAAGCUCUGGAAGGCAUUGAGAUAUCAAUGGUUCCGAGGGCCAGGGAAAGGCUCCAGCUUCGUUGAGCGAGUAGAUGUACAGCAGCUGCAUUUGCCCCCCUUGGAGUGGCAAGAGCAGGAUAGCAAGUUCAAGUUCGGGGACCUGGAGUCGGACCGGCAGAGGCAGGUGGUCCGAAAGAUCAAGCAAUUGGCUCCUGGUGAGACCGGCCAAUCAUUGCAGACCUUCCAAUUCGAGGUCUACACCCGCAGCCCAGAUCUCAUCUACGAAUACCGGGAUCUUGAACGAUGUGUUCAGGAAUGGGAGCGCCGCAAUCCCCGUUCCAUGAUCCAGGAGGACAUGAGAGAAGAAGUGAUGCGGAUGCGUUUGAAAGGCGUAGUUGAUUCGGCCAAUGCCAGUAUUGCGGUCCGGCGAGCACGGGCGGCGAAGCUCAAGAACUUCUCCUCGACCUUGAUCGUCAUGCAGCUUGUGAUGUUUUCACUCUGUAUGUUGAUGCUCUUGACAGCCUUCACUUCAUUGAACAACACACCACCUCAGCUCAUGAUGGUGUUCUUUCUUUCUAGUAAACAAUUCCUGUCUGCGAUGGUGUUUUUCACAGCCUCCAUCGUCGCUGGGGCGGUCUCGGAGCGUGCCAAGCAAGAUCCUUUGAUCCGAGAGCUGAAAAAGACGGUCCUGAGCUGUGAGCGGCUCAUCGAGCGGAUCAGCGAUUUCCGCAUCGCAACGGAAGAGCUCCGCUUGCAAAAAAAUGAGGCUCGAAAGAAAGGCGUGCCAGUUGGACUGAACCUGAACGUCUCGCAAGAGGGCCGCCAGGAGGAGGAUGACUUCGAUGACGGAAACCAUGUACGACAACGUGGCCGAAAGAAGAAGAAGAAGGAGAAGGAUGCAGCCCUAGAACUUUGGGCUCCUGACGCUGGCAAGUUGGAUGGUCAAGAGAUCCAGAUGAUGCAGAAGCAGCUUGCGCAUAGCUUCAGGCGUUUGCCUGCGCCGGGUGGGGAGUUCCAGCGUCAGGGCGGCGACCGGAUGCGCAGCUUCCACCAAAGCCUGGGCGGCGUGGCGGAAGAUGAGAUGUGUGUGCAGAUCACCAGCAAGCAGCAGCAGAAACGGCAGGCCUAUGUGGAGAAGCUCAAGGAACAAGCUCUGGCAAAAAUGCCCAAGAAUCCACCGCCACCUGCGUUGGCGAUGAAUGCUGCCAAUAGGGACCCGGGUGGUCGACAGCUGGCUGUGCCGGGCCAGGGCCCAGCCGCCUCGACGUUGGGGCGGCCGACGUUGCCGCAGCUGCCCUUGGUGCCGCCGCCGCCGCCCGCGAAGGUCACGAGGGGCUUCCGCCGAAUGGGGUUUCAGCCUCCCAGCGUGGCGACCACGGAGAACCAACCCUUGCUCGGAGGAACCUCUUCAAGCAUGGGCCAGGCCUCCCGCGCUUCGCGCGGCUCUGGAGGAGCCUCUAGCUCCGCGGCCGCCUCCGGGUCCGGCUCGGCCGCGGCGGCCGCGGCGGCAGCGUCGCCCUACGUGCCGCUCCACAGCGACCGGAAAGCUCCGAGGAUAUACCCUGAGCUGCAUCGCGCUGCAUCGUGUCCACUGGGAUUGGCGCAAGUCUGGGUGCACUGUGAGGGUCAUAAUGCAUACACAAGCACGUCGCUUGUCCUCACUCAUCGAUAGUUUGGUUUGCUAGGCCCAGGCUGCUGACCAAACACAGAAAUAGCGAUUUAGUAAUGUACAUAAUCAAAGCAAUCUUAUGCAGAUCCUGUUUGGGAUUUGCAGGUUUCACCUGGUGCACGGAGUGUGCAAUGAAGCACAGCUCUCGAGUGCAAAAGUGAUGGUGAUGGAACGUGCC